AAAUUUGACUAUCAUAAAUAUUUAAUACAAUUUUGAUCAUUAAUAUGAUCAAGAAUUAAAAUUAUUUGUCAUAUAGAAGAAUUGAAUUGUCUACAAUUUAGAUAAUGACAAUAUUUUACUUUAACAAAUCUAUUUUGUGCUCGCCAUCAACAAUUAUUUUUGUUUAAGAUUGGAUUCAAAAUCAGGAUUCAAUGAGAUCUUCAGUUAGUGCCAUUUUGUCGACUCCAACACAAGACCCAAACAUGUCACAUCCUGACUAUGAAAUGACUGUGCAUGAUCACGGUACUUUACUUAUACUAGUGAAACAUCUGGGUGAAGAAUUGUCAUCAAAAAACUUUAAUCGUCUUUUUGAACGUAUAUGUCGGAUAAACCAGUUACGUUUAGUAGAUGGUACUGGUGCAGAACGAUGUGUUCAAGCAAGAUAUAUCAAAGAGUAUCCAGUUGGUAACAAUGAUUGGGGUGAUUUUCAAACACAUCGACGCCUUUUGGGUCUUAUAACUAUUUCUAAAUGCAAACUUCAAAUUGAAUUAAAUGAAAUAUGUAGAUUACAUGAGAGCUUAAAAGUUAAAUAUCAAUCUACUCUAUAUGAUUCAAGAUGUAUAAUAUUUGGUGUAAAUGCUCCAAACUCUCCAGAAUUAAGUACACCAUCAAAUUUCAAGUCAAGAGAUGUAUAUUAUGCUAGUGAUAAUGAUCCAAAUCCUUCAAUUGAAAUGCAUUUAAAUGAAUUUUUGUCCUCUUUAUUUUGGGUAUUAGAUGCCAAACGACUGGAAAAAUCAAAAGAAAAAUUGGAUAAAGCCACCUUGUUAAUUGCACCAUUUGAAAAACGUAAUAUCAUUGGCUUAGACAUGGAAUCUAGAGCUAAUAAAAAACGUUGUAUGGGACGUGUAACCAAGCAUUUGGCUGAUUUAAAUCUGCAAACUGGUUUUUUAAAUGAUGCUCUUAAUUUCUAUCAAACUGCUAUAGAUACACUACGUUCUUGUAAUGAUUGGCUUUGGUUAGGAGGUUGUCUGGAAGGGUUAUGUGCAACAUCAUUAAUGAUAUUGCAACCUCAAAAUCAACUGACAAAAUCAAAUUUUCAAAGAAAUGCUUCACUUCAAGAACGUCAUUCUAGAUUUAAAUUUAGACCAUUAUCCACAAAUGCUGGUUUUGUUUCAUUAGAUGAUAAUGUUGUCAGAUCUUCAUUGCCUCAGAAUUUACUUAACAUUGACGAUAUUUAUAAAAAUUAUGGUGAAGCUUUGAAACAUUAUAGUAAAUAUUUAAAUGCUGGAGUAGUAUUAACCGAAGGAAGUCUAAAAGCUGCUCGUAUAGCUGUUGACCAUCAUCAUUUUAUACAUGUCCAUUAUUUUUUACAAAAUGUUUUACCUGUAAACUUGACUUUGACUGAUGAGGAAAAAAUUCAGCGUUUAAUGAAAUUAGCUGAAUUAUACUCAGAAAUUGGUUUUCAUCGUAAAGCAUCAUUUUUUCAAUGGUUGGCUUCAAAAAGAUAUGUUUCUGCUAGUAAUCCACAUACCUCAUGGGAACAGUGCUAUCAGUUAUUACUUAAAAUGUUGCCAGGACAUAAGUUAUCUUUGGAUCCAAAUGAUUAUGUACCUGGAGGGCAAUUUGGAUGGCCUGAAUUACAGCGACAAGUAGUUAAUGAAAUUGUUUUAGCUGCAAAAAGAGUUGGAAACGCUAGUUUAGCAACAAGGCAUUGUACAUUCUUAUUACAAACUAUGUGGUGGAUGAUGGACAAAGUAGAAAGAAGUGCUUAUGCUACACAACUGUCUGUAUUAUCUGCGCAAUGUGAAGGUUCUCCUGUUCCUCUUGUAUUGGAUAAUGGGCUUGUAAUACCUCCAGCAAAUCUUUUAAAUAUACCACAACCUGAAAACUUUUCUGUUCAAAAUUUAAAACUUCACUUAAGGCCACAUAAGUUAGUUAAAGCUAAAGAAGAUUUUGGUCCAUUUUUAUUUACUCCAUUGAAGUUUGGCUCAAUGGAAAAAUAUAAUAUUAAAAGUAAUAAAAUGGAAUAUGUUUGGGUAAUAAAUGAACCUUGUGAAGUUAUAUUAGAACUCAGUAAUCCAUUAAAUUUUGAAUUAGAAGUAACUAAUAUUCUUCUAUUAACUAAUGGCGCUGUCUUUGAAAGUAUUCCAUUUUCUAUAAACUUACCACCAGAAAUUAGUUAUCAAAAUGUGGUGUUAACUGGUAUACCUAAAGAAGUGGGGAACAUUGAAAUUAAUGGUUAUUCAACUCAUACGCUAGGAGUGAAAUCUAAUUGUCGUCUUAAAAAUAUUCCAAAUGUACCAGAAACAACAUAUAAUGUACAAGUUAUCCCGUCAAUGCCGUGUCUAGAAGCAUUCAUUUUAGACUCAAAAAAUGAUACUAUAUCUAAUAUUACAUUAUUUGCUGGUGAAAGUCUGGAUUAUAAUCUAAAAAUAUUAAAUGUCGGAUCAAUUUCUGUUGAUCUUUUGGAAAUAUCAAUUGAAUCAACUAUUGAAAAUUCAUUAAAAAAUAGCAUAAUUAAAGUUGAUACUGAAAAUAUAAAAGAUUAUUUGCCAAUAACUCCUAAAUCAGAAAUUGUUAUGGGUAUUCAUUUAACUGGUGCAUUAAAUUUCCUUUCCAGCAACCAAUAUCCACUGGCAGAACUAAAUAGUUUGAAAAGUAGUUUAACUAUAUCUGGUCCGAGUUCAUAUCCUUCAUUACAUAGUCCUAAACAAAGAAAUGAAAGAUUGUCUCCUAUGACUGCUUCAUCUUUUCGAUCAGGAGAAAGCAGUUUAAAUUCAAAUUGUUCAAGAUAUAGAAGUCCAACUGAUAUAACAUCUUUAAAAGUAAUUGAAUUUAAUAUUAAAAUAAAAUAUGCCGGAGGUGAAGGUAUGGCUGCUGGUUAUUGCAGGAUAAUUUCAUGUCUUUUAUCUUUAAAUAUAUUCAAUUCUGUAUUAGUAACUGGAUGGGAUGUCUUACAAGCAGAAACGGGUUCUCAAUUUUAUUUGGUACUUGAUGUUGUAAAUGUCACUAAUCAAGAAAUGGAACUUAAAUAUGCAACAAAUAAAAGCAUUUUAAUGGAAGAAAAAGAAUCUUACAGAAUUCCAGUACCUGUUGAUAGAUUUUUAAUUCAUAGUUUAGAACAGGUUAGUAGUAGUGAAGAAGGACAAGCUGAUAUGGUAUCCCAAUGCAACAAACAUAUAGCUGAACAAGUUUUGUUAAGAUGGUCAGUUAAUUCAUAUGAUGAUUUACCACCCAGAUGGGGUGUUGCAAAAUUAUACGGUCUUACACUGUGUCCUCAAAUGCUUGAUAUUGUUUGCACAUCACCUAUUUAUUGGGAAAUAAAUUUAAAUGAAGAAAAAAUUGUAAGUGAGUGUGAUGAAAAGCUAUUAUCGGAAACAUCUCAAUAUCCUGUUGGUCAACAACUAAAGCUACAAAUUUGGGUACACAAUUCUCUUAUGUCUCCAUUGGAUGACGUUACAUUGGAACUGAAUUUUUACCAGGACUAUCAGAAUGGAACUACAAAUAGUCAAUUAGGAAAUAGAUUAGCUACUACUGGAUCAACUAAGACUCAUACAACUAGAGUUAACAAACAUGAUAGGUUAUAUCAUGAAUGUGGGGUAAUAUUUUUCUACCCAGGUCAAUACAAAUUGAAUUUGCAGUGUCAAACAUUAAAGCAACAUAUAUGGAAAUUAAUACCUCCAUUACAGUUGGAUAUUACUGCUGAAUAAAUAAUAAAUAUAAUAUUUAUCCAUAUAUUUAUAUUUCAUUGCUUAAUUUAAAAAUUAUUAAUUGAGGUUAAGAAAAUAGUUGUCAAUUUAAGACUUAUAAUAUUUACUGCCAUGGUAU
Molecule: messenger RNA, 3807 nt
Organism: Melanaphis sacchari
Lineage: Eukaryota; Metazoa; Arthropoda; Insecta; Hemiptera; Aphididae
Gene: brun
Product: protein brunelleschi
Exons: 19
Coding region: 192-3689 (1165 amino acids)
Cellular component (GO): trans-Golgi network
Source: RefSeq, a predicted model, not a curated record